Messenger RNA from Choloepus didactylus (southern two-toed sloth), 3117 nucleotides. RefSeq names its product APC membrane recruitment protein 3 (gene AMER3). Bases 214 to 2811 code for a protein of 865 amino acids. The transcript is spliced from 3 exons. The record is from RefSeq and is a predicted model, not a curated record. Gene Ontology annotation, cellular component: plasma membrane. Gene Ontology annotation, biological process: regulation of canonical Wnt signaling pathway. Lineage: Eukaryota; Metazoa; Chordata; Mammalia; Pilosa; Megalonychidae. Gene Ontology annotation, molecular function: phosphatidylinositol-4,5-bisphosphate binding; beta-catenin binding.
AGUCGGGCGCGGCGCCGGGAGCUGGCCGUGGUGCUGAGCGCGCGUCUCCGGCCUCGGACGCCGGCCUGGCCCUGCCACGGCCGCGCCUAGCGGUGCUCCCGGCCCCGAGUGGCUGAUGGAGGCCCAGUUCCCAGGGAGAAGAGGAGACGUGGUGACAGAGCAUGUUCCAGGUGGGAGGAGAGCUGGGAGCAACCAGCCAGGGUCCUGGGCAACAUGGAGCUGAAGAGAGGAAAAACCUUCAUCAAAUCCAGCUUGCAGGUUUCCCAGGAGAAACCCCCAGACCCAGCAGCCGCUGCCUCAGCCAAGGAGGACCCCGGCCCCUGGUCAGUCUUGCUGCCAGGGCAGCCGAAGCCCCAUGGUGAGAAGGGCCCCCAGGCCAACCCCAGCCUCCAAGAACAUGACAGGGUCCCCAAAAGAGGGGAACAGCCUGGCCCUGAGGAGGAGCCCUCAGCCCUCUGCGGGGCCCCCUUCAAACUGGUGUGGAAGAAUAAGACCCAGGACUGUGCGCCAGGGGCCGGCAGGGUGGCCCCUGCCGCAGGGCAGCCGGUGGGCAGCACGAGCUUCCCAGGGACCCCCGGUGGCUGUGGCAGCCAGCGCAUGAUUGACUACCGCCACCUGGCGCCCCAGAUGCCCUUCGUGCCGGCUGUGGCCAAGAGCAUCCCACGGAAGAGGAUAUCACUGAAGCGACCCAAGAAGUGUUUUCGGAACCUGUUCCACACCCUCAGAAACAAGACCGAGAACGCGGCCUCCCUGGCGGCCAGGGGCCAGCAUCUGUCCCCACCUGGGAGCCCGUCAGAGGCUGCAGGGAAACUUGGUCAAGCCUUCUUCCCUCUGGGAGAGGUGCCGGGGCUGGACGGCUUGAGCCAGGACCUGUCAGACAGUGAGCUCCCAUCUGAUGCAACUUUCGACAUCUGCCGGGCUCUGUGCGAAGAUGUGGCCUCGCUCAAGAGCUUCGACUCGCUCACGGGCUGUGGGGAGAUCUUUGCAGACGAGAGCUCAGUGCCAUCCCUGGAGCUGGGCCUGAACACCCAGAACCCCACCCGGGAGGCCCCGGCCCUCGAGAGCGGGGCGCCCAGGGGCCCCUUGCAGGGCGGUGUUGAGCAGCUGGCAUCACCGGCCCAGAACGAAGCGGCCGAUUUUGCCAAAUUCUGGGACAGCGUGAAUCACUCGGUGAGGCAGCAGCAGCAGAGAGCCCUGCUGGGCCCGUGGCUGGCAGGGCCCCAGGGCUCAGAGGCAGACCCGCCCAGGCCAGACGCUGCUAGGCUCCCUGAGCUCCCCCUGUGCCCCUGCGGAGACCCCCAGGGUGGCUCCAAAGCCAGCUCCGUGGACACAAGCACCCCCAAGAGUGAGCAGCCAGAAUCCGUGUCCACCAGCGAUGAGGGCUACUAUGACUCCUUCUCCCCAGGCCUCGAGGAAGACAAGAAGGAGGCCCUGAGCCCAGGCACCCCUACAGCCACCUUCUCCCGUGACAGCUACAGCGGUGACGCCCUCUUCGAGCUCUUCUGUGACCCCAGCGAAGACCCCACCGGCCCGAGCUUGGAUGAUGACCUGUGUGUGUCUGAGAGCCUGUCAGGGCCGGCCCUGGGCACACCCCUCUCCAUGUGCAGUUUCCGUGUGGGGGCCGAGGAGAACCUGGCCCCGCCGCCGGGCCCCGACCUGCUCAGCCAGGGCUUCCUGCAGAGCUCCUGGAGGGGCAAGGAGUGCCUGCUGAAGCUCUGUGACACCGAGCUCUCCAUCACCAUGGGCAUUGUCAACUGGCUACGCCGGGGCCCCGCGCCCCACGCCCCAACUGCCCCAGCCCCACCCAGCCCGCCGAGAGCCCCCAGGGGAGCGGUGGAGAAGCUAGGAGGCAGCUCUGGGGAGGGAAGCCCAUGUACUGAGAGCCUGGAGGGCAAGGGGGUCCGGCCCUCAGACACAGGCCGGGCUGCUGUGUGCUUGGCACCCAGUGGGCAGGAGACAGGGAUGUGUCCAGACCCCAGAGGCCUGAUGGCUGGAGAGAGCCAGGUCCUGGGGGACACUGAGCAGGCAGCCCACAUGCCCUCCAGGGUCUCCCCUCUGGAGCAGGUCUCCCAGGAAAGAGGGGCACGAGGCUGCCACAAAGGCUCCUUCUUCGCAGGGUCUGCAGCUGCUGCGGUGGCAGAUAUAUCCAACAAAAACAAAGCCCCAAGCCCUUCUGCCCAGCCUGGCUGCCAGAAGGAACCCAGGCCACCAGUGAGCCUGGGGUUUUUCCAUGACCCCUGGCAGCCAGGUCCAGGGGGCAGCAUCCUGGAGGCAGAAUCUACUCUGGUGGACUGUGUGGCCCAAGUGGCUGCCCUGCAGAUCCUCAAGGAUGGCCAGCCGCAAGCAGAGGGGCCCCUGAGGCAGGAUGCGGGCAGCAGGUGCUGUGGGCAGCCUCAGGUUGGGGGCCCUGAAGUUCUGCAGCAGAUGGAGCCCAGCAGCCUAUCCAGUGGAGCUGCUGUCUGUGGCCGCCCCUCCCCUGCCAGCAUGCUGCACGACUUGCAGGCACAGAGAUGCCGAGACCACAUCCCGGGCCUCAGUUGGCUCAGUGUGCAGGCCAGUGCCUCCGUGGAGGAUCAGCCCCUGCAGCUUAGCACUGGGGCCAUGGGGCAGCUGGCACAGAGCAGUCAGCUGGACAUCAUAUCCUCCCCCCACGACCUCAUGACAGCAGUCCUGGACCAUGCUUCUGGCAGCUGGAGUGCCUCCCCUGCUCAUCCCCCAGAAUGCCACUGCAGCCUCCCAGCCCAUGAUGGGGUCCCCAGCCAGCCAGACAUGGGGGCUCCGAGGCCAGCUGUGGCUGAGCCCCGCCUGUAGGGCAGGCUUGCACUUACCCAAAAGUGUCACUUGUAUGGACACAUGGACAAGAACCUAAGACCCAAAUCUCCAUCCUUUGUCUCUGACAGAAGAACCAGGUGGGGAGAGGGUGGGGGAAGGGAGAGGGAGUGGUGGGGACUCGAGCAGUGGGGAGGGGCAUUGUCACAGGUGAGGCGACCGAGCCUGGGACCCACCUGCUCAGCCAGGGUUGGUACCAGGUAGUCCACGGCCAAGGACAGCUGCAAAGCUGCAAGUUCUCUCAAACUGCACCUCACUGAUUUCUCCAGAAGGAAAUAAAGAGUAUAA